AUCAGUAUUCAUUUGUUCAUCGACUGAACAAAAAUUAACUUUUGAACAAACACUUUAAGGAGUAAAAGAAGUGCUAUAUUUCGUCAAUUGAUUUUUUAUUCAAGAAACAUGUGGUCAAAGUUAGUGAUUGUAUUGUUCUGCGUUUCAUUCUGCAUCCAAAUCAGCAGUGGUUCAAAUAAUCGACACCGGCGAGUUGCAAAAGGAGGUUGCGGGCCGCCACCACUAAUAUCGAAUGCUAGAACUAGAAAAGGCAAACAACAAAUAUACGCCGAAUGCGAUUCUAAUUAUCGCUUUUCAAAUAAUCAGUCAAAAAUAGAAUUACAUUGCGAUGUAAAUGUAUGGAAAUUGAGAGAACUCGGAGCAGCCAAUCAAUUUGAGUGUAAACCGUUCUGUAAUCCACCAUGUCAACAUGGGGAGUGUGUUAUUGUCAAAACGGAUGAGCCGGGUAAUUGUUAUUGUGAACCAAAUUUCGACGGUAUGCAAUGCGAGAAUAAAAAAGGGGAUCGAUGUAAGGCUGAGCCAGACAUUACUAAUGCCAACAAUGUGUGCACUCAAACCAAAUGCCAAAUAAAUUGUGCAACAGAUUACGAAUUCUCAGACGGUUUCAAAGAUCUCGAGAUGAUUUGCAAUGGUGGUCAAUGGGAACCGAAUCGUGCAAAUAAAGUGAUCCCCACAUGUAAUGCGAUUUGUGUUAAACCGUGUAAAAAUAAUGGGAAAUGCAUUACACCGGGUGUUUGUAAAUGCAAGGGCAAUUUCGUCGGUGAACAAUGUGAAAAUGAAAAGUGUGGAUCGCUACCAACAAUUCUCAACUCAAAUCCAGCCGUUUGCAAUGAAACAAAUUGCGAGAUUGAAUGUAUGGGUGGGUAUGCUUUCCCGGAUCGUACAAACACAGUUAAAAUGAUCUGUAAAAAUGGACUGUGGAAGUCAAGCCGAAGUGACGCGGCUGAUUGCGAACCUUUUUGUGUUAAACGCUGUCUCAACGGUGGAACGUGUUCUAAACCAGGUAUUUGCACAUGUUUAGAUGGCUUCAAAGGAGCUCAUUGUGAACAAAAGACAACCUGUAGAGUCAAACCGACAACGGUGAAUGCUAAACACAACUGUAAAGCUAACAGUUGUAAAAUUACGUGCGACAAUGGCCACGUUUUGCCAGAUGGUUCGAGCGUUAUGAAGAUGGAUUGUAAGAAUGGCAAGUGGGAAUCAAGUUUGCAAAAGCAAAACUUCGCUCCUGACUGUCAGUCCAAAUGUGGCGCAGGACUUAUGUAUAACAAAUGCGGUCCAAACGUUGAACCAACAUGUGACAAUGCAGAAGAAAGAAGCGUUUGUGUUCCCGGCUGCUUCUGUCCAAAUGGAAUGGUCAAACACGAAGGAAAAUGCAUUCAAUCGGAAGAUUGUCCGUGCACAUCAAACGGAUUAAUUUUCAAACCUGGAAGUGAAACUAUUACCCUAGACGAGGCAUCAUCAAUCGCAACCACAUGUAAAUGCGAAAAAGGAGAUGUGACAUGUAAACCUCAACCGUUCACAAGAAAACGUUGUACAGUCGCUGGAGAUCCUCAUUUCAGUACUUUUGAUGGUGCACACUAUGAUUACAUGGGAACUGGCGCAUAUCGUUUACUGGACACCGAUAACAUGGAAAUCACCGCCAAUUUUGUUCAAUGUUUUUCGACGGCAUCGUGCGUUGAAUCAGUAACGAUUGAAGUGAAAAAUGGUAAUAAAAAAGCUAAAAUCGUUUUAAAGCGAAAUUUAGUGGUUGAAGUCAAUGGUCAGGAAAUCAGCAAUUUUCCGUCGUAUGCUCUGGGUGACUAUGUGCUUAUUACAUUACCAAGUUCGACGAAAAUAUCAGUGGCUCUUAAGAAUGGCUUCCGAAUUUUCUAUGAUGGCUUGUAUAAUGUUGAUGUUGACGCCAUAUCAUUGUACAAUGGUAAAAUGGUUGGUCUCUGUGAAUCGAAUGGUCCACACGAAAGAAACAAAAGAUCAACUGAAGGCAAUGAAAUGAAUUCAUGGAUUGGUAAACUUCUGCAUGAUUCAUGCAUUGAAGAGAGUUGCAAUACCAUUGAUGAAGCUCUUAAUUCUCCACAUCCAUGCGAUUCAAAUGUGGAGGUUAAACAACGGGCAGAAAAAGCAUGUGCACAAUUAAAAAGCGAUAUUUUUGCAACUUGUCAUCCGUAUGUUGACCCGAAGCCAUACUACGACAACUGUUUGUAUGAUGUAUGCGCAUUCAAUGAUGAUAUUGAUACAUGGAUGUGCUCCAUUUUCACAUCCUAUGCUAACGAAUGCAGUCGACGUGGAAAUGUUUUGGAACAUUGGAGACAGUCGAUUCAGGGAUGCGCAAUCAAGUGCCCAAAGGGUCAAAUUUACGAAGAAUGCUCCAGGUCAUGCUAUCGCAGCUGUGAUGACUUACAACUAUCUUCCAAAAAUUGCACCAGAGAUUGUGUCGAUGGAUGUCGUUGUCCGGAGGGACAGGCUCUUGAUGGAAACAACAAAUGCAUCCCAAUCGAUAUGUGCCAUUCAUCAUGCAAACCAAUCCCGCUGGAGGAAGCAACAACUGUUGGUAUAGUACAACUAGUAGGUGAAGUGUAUGGAAAAUGCGUCAAUACAGAGCCAAUUCGAGGGUAUACUGAAUGUCGUGGCACAUGUGGACCAGUUACUUCAUCCACCGGAUUAACGAGUAGAAAAUCUCCCAAACAUAAAUGUUGUUUAAUGUCAAAAUACGAUAAAGUAAGAGUCCCAUUGGUAUGUGAUGAUGGCACUAAACUAACUUCUUUUGUGUAUAUGCCAAUUGAAUGUGUUUGCCAUAGCUGUAGUUAUCGGUGGGCAUUUUUGCAAUGAUGGAAUUUUAUGAAACGUUAAAUUCCAAGAAUAGUAGUACAAAAUGAAUAGAGUGUAGAAUUUAUGAUGUAGAAAUAAAGAAAAUUGUGUUUGUCGAAUAUCUUGGGAAGAAAAGCCUUCCAAACAGGCUCAACGUACUAUUUUCAUCAUUAAAACUGUUUGUUGCAUAUUCUUAUGAGAGAGACUUUUAUAAAUCAUAACUCCACUAUAUUUUGAAUGAUAACUUGAAUUGGAUGUUAAAAAAGUAAAUUUAAUCUGAAUAAUUGGUCAUCACGUCAUCAGGCUGAGGUUGAUUUGUAAAAACAAAUGAAAUAUGCGCUUAACGAAAUAACCAGUUGUACUGGCGACUGUUGACUCAAUGUACGACAAGUAGAUAUGUUCUCUGACAUUUCAUAUAUAGUUGAUAAUAGACUUUGUAAAUAUUAAGCAAACGAAAAUAAAGAAAAAGAAAAAAACGAUUGCAAAAAAAAAAAAUUCACGGUCAUUUGAUAGAAUCCCUCGUGAACCGUUGAAGUUCAGUGUGCUAUACGAUGAUAAAAAUACACAGCGAUUUCGCGUUUAUUAUUCAUUUAAUUUGACAUUUUGCAUCACUAAUAAUCGUCAAGAAUGCGUUGAAUAAUCAUUUGAUUUAUUGGCCCAGAGUGUUGUUUCAAUUGCUCUGAUUGAUUAUUUGGGUGGCGUUAUAAUUAGUAGAAUAAAAUAGGAGACAAGAAAAAAAAUUGGAACCGGCAAAACAGCGAUAACGACUUGAAAUUAACUGCAAAAAGAGUUUGAUUAUAUUUUUUUACAGAAUCUUUGUGAACGACUGAAAUCUUCGCAUUCCUUUUGACAAAUUGUGAAAUUCCAUUUGUGUGUAUACGUUUAAAUAAAGUCACCGUGCUCAAGCUCAA
Molecule: messenger RNA, 3716 nt
Organism: Sitodiplosis mosellana (orange wheat blossom midge)
Lineage: Eukaryota; Metazoa; Arthropoda; Insecta; Diptera; Cecidomyiidae
Product: kielin/chordin-like protein
Exons: 8
Coding region: 109-2826 (905 amino acids)
Cellular component (GO): extracellular matrix
Source: RefSeq, a predicted model, not a curated record